AAUGAAAUAUUUGCCCUUAAAAACCAGGCCUAACUUGAACCAGGUUUUAGAGUCUAAUGAUUUCAUCCAAACUUUAGUGUUUAAAUUUAAUUAGUCAAGAGUUCAAUUGGACUUGAAAAAAAUCCCUUAAUCCUCAAAAUUUCCUCAUGUUUUUUUUUAAAAAAAAAAAAAAGGGGGUUGGGCCGAGCCUGUACUUCUCAUUUAUAGUGUUUUGCUUGCUCAAGCCUUCAAAGCACAAUGCCUUCUCCACGGCAACUUCGGUUCUUUCACUCCGUUUCCCGCCAUUAUGUGCCUCGCUGCUUCUCUCCCCACUCCACUGCCACAACUCUAACCAAGCAUUCAUGGAUCUUUCUCCUUCAAAACUGCAAAUCUGUGAACGACCUCGAGCAAAUCCACGCCCAGAUCUUCAGUCUGGGGUUCCAACAAGACAGCGCCAUCCUCAACAAGCUUAUGGCCUUCUGCACAGACCCUUCUCGUGGAGACUUGCGCUAUGCAGAGAAAAUCUUCAAUUCCAUUCAACUUCCAUCUUUGUUCGUUUACAAUGUUAUGAUCAAGGCAUUCGCCAAGAAGGGUAGUUUUGAAAAAGUGAUUUUGCUCUUCUGGAAUUUGCGGGAACAAGGAUUGCAGCCUGAUAAUUUUACGUACCCGUUUGUUCUUAAGGCCAUGGGAUGUUUGGGGGAGGUGCUUGAGGGGGAAAAGAUUCAUGGAUUUACCGUAAAAUGUGGGCUUGGCUUUGAUUCUUAUGUCUGCAACUCACUAAUGGAUAUGUAUGCUCUGUUUGGUAGGAUUGGGAAUGUGGAGAAGCUGUUCGAUGAAAUGCAUGAAAGAGAUGUUGUUUCUUGGAAUAUUUUAAUUGGUGGGUUUGUCAAGUGUAGGAGGUUUGAAGAUGCUUUAAAUGUUUUUGGACAGAUGGAAAAAGAGAGUAACAUGAGACCUAAUGAAGCCACUGUUGUUACCUCUCUGUCUGCCUGUACAGCUUUGAAAAAUUUGAAAUUUGGCAAGCAGAUUCACCGUUAUGUUACAGAGGAGCUUGAGUUGACUAGUAUAAUUGGGAAUGCAUUGGUAGACAUGUACUGCAAGUGUGGGUGUUUCAGUACAGCCUGGAAAGUUUUUGAUGAGAUGCCAAGUAAGAAUGUAAUUUGUUGGACUAGUAUGGUCGCUGGUUAUGCUAACUCAGGUCAGCUAGAUGAGGCUAGAAAAUUAUUUGAGAGAAGUCCUGUCAGGGAUGUUGUUCUUUGGACAGCUAUGAUCAAUGGGUAUGUGCAAUUCAACCAUUUUGAUGAAGCUGUGGAAUUGUUUCGAGAAAUGCAAAUCCAAAGAGUUAAACCAGAUAAAUUUAUUCUGGUUUCCCUCCUAACUGGUUGUGCUCAUCUGGGAGCCCUCGAGCAAGGCAAAUGGAUCCAUGAAUACAUAGAUGAAAACAGAAUUCCAGUGGAUACAGUUGUUGGUACUGCUCUCAUAGACAUGUAUGCAAAAUGUGGAUGCAUAGAGAAAGCUUUGGAAAUUUUCUAUGGUUUGAGAGAAAAAGAUACAGCCUCUUGGACUUCUGUUAUAUGUGGGCUUGCUAUGAAUGGUAAGACAAGUAAGGCACUGGAGUUGUUCUCAGAAAUGAAACAGGCUGGACUUAAACCUGAUGAUAUCACCUUUGUUGGUGUUUUAAGUGCUUGCAGUCAUGCAGGGAUGGUUGAGGAAGGCCAAAAGUUCUUUGAUUCGAUGACAAGGAUAUAUCAGAUUGAACCAAAGCUAGAGCACUUUGGAUGUCUGAUUGAUUUACUGGCUCGAGCUGGACUGUUGAUUGAGGGAGAGAAAUUGAUAGAAAGCAUACCUGUUGGAAAUAGUGAGAAUUUGAUCCCAUUUUAUAGUUCAUUACUCAGUGCAUGCAGGAUUUAUGGCAAUGUUGAGAUGGGAGAACGAUUGGUUGAACGAUUGGUGAAUCUUGAAUCAAGUGAUUCAAGUGGUCAUACACUUCUUGCCAAUAUUUAUGCCUCAGCUGAUAGAUGGGAAGAAGUAACAAAAGUCAGAAAGCAGAUGAAAGAUCUUGGAGUCAAAAAGGUGCCUGGAUGCAGUUCAAUUGAGAUUAGGGGUGUUAUUCAUGAAUUUCUUGUUGGGGAUCCAUCUCACCCAGAGAUAAAAGAAAUUUAUUCUACAUUGCAUAGGAUGUCCAAGUUAUUAUCAGUUCCAGAUGAUCAAAGCAGCCUCUUAUAAAACUUUUGUUGCAAUAAUUUGAAUACUAACGCAGCCUCUUGGAUUUAUACUAGGCUUAGUCAUAGAACUGGAAAACUGGAGCAUUGAGUUUGAUCAAUUUUGGGUGUCAUUCAGCUAAUGAAGAUCUAAACUUGGUCUCUUGAUAAAUAAUAUACUCAAGAAAAAAUUUGAACAAGUUUCAAUGAUUCAUCAGAUUGGCAAAGAGGAAGGAGACCAUAGAUUUUGUAAAGCUUAUUGAAGGAAUUUGCUGUGGAGAUGCCAACACCAACUUGAUUCACUGGAUUCAUAAUGCUUUUAACCUGGAAAAGAGCCCUACUUUGCUAAUCUUCACAUCUUUCUUGGCAAAGGUGCUCCUCCUAGCAGGUAUUCUCUUUCCUUCUAUUGUAUGUCCAAAGAUAUGGUUACAUGAUAAAUUAUAUUCAUUCACUAGUAAUCUCCUUUUGUUAAUCUUGUACUCUUGAACCUCUAAUUUUAGGCCUGUGUUUGUAAUGAAUACCAUAUGCUUGUAAUUUUGAAAAAUAAAUGCAUUUACUUAGU
Molecule: messenger RNA, 2742 nt
Organism: Rubroshorea leprosula
Lineage: Eukaryota; Viridiplantae; Streptophyta; Magnoliopsida; Malvales; Dipterocarpaceae
Source: the annotation of a GenBank genome assembly